CCGCGUGACGCUGCAGCGAACUCUUGACUCUGACCCGUCUCCGGGGAGCGGAGCGGAUUACCUGACCUGCCUCCACCCGCCAUCCGGGCGCGUCCUCCGCUUCCGCCGCCGCCGUCUACCUCCAGAUCCGCUAGUGGGUCUCAGGCGCUCCUUCUCUGCGAACCGAUUCUUCUCGCGAGUCAGCGGCUCGGCGCCCGCAGAAGACAAGAGUCGAGAAGAGGAGGAGGGGGACCCGGCCGGCGGCGGAAGAAGAUGUCGUACCUGCUGCCGCACCUGCACUCGGGGUGGGCGGUGGACCAGGCCAUCCUCGCCGAGGAGGAGCGCCUCGUCAUCAUCCGAUUCGGCCACGACUGGGACGAGACCUGCAUGCAGAUGGAUGAAGUGCUGGCAGCAGUCGCUGAAACCAUAAAGAACUUUGCGGUUAUCUACCUUGUCGACAUCACCGAGGUCCCUGACUUCAACACCAUGUAUGAGCUGUACGACCCAUCAACAGUCAUGUUCUUCUUCCGGAACAAGCACAUCAUGAUCGAUCUCGGGACGGGAAACAACAACAAGAUCAACUGGGCCCUGAAGGACAAACAGGAGUUCAUUGACAUUGUGGAGACGGUCUACAGGGGUGCCCGCAAGGGCCGUGGUCUGGUGAUCGCUCCCAAGGACUACUCCACCAAGUACCGUUACUAAGAAGACCGGCAUUCAGGUUCGCUGCUGCUACUGCUGUUCAGCAGUUCAAGUCGCUAGCCUAGUGUCUUCAACUUGUGUUAGGGGGAUGUUUACUCAGACAGUCAGACAAGGGGUGUUUGCUUCGAGUGUUGCCUAACUGUAUCAUGGCAUGCGUAAUAAACCUGUAAAGUUGUAGCCGUGAGCUGAUUGUUCGGGGUAUCAAUAAAACAGCAUUUGUGUUGACUCUGCAUCUAUAAGAAACGAUUGCUGGUUUGGUACU
Messenger RNA from Panicum hallii, 940 nucleotides. Its product is annotated as thioredoxin-like protein YLS8. The record is from RefSeq and is a predicted model, not a curated record. Lineage: Eukaryota; Viridiplantae; Streptophyta; Magnoliopsida; Poales; Poaceae. The coding region runs from base 253 to 681 and encodes 142 amino acids. The transcript has 2 exons. Gene Ontology annotation, cellular component: spliceosomal complex; U5 snRNP; U4/U6 x U5 tri-snRNP complex. Gene Ontology annotation, biological process: mRNA splicing, via spliceosome.